AUGAAGGAGUCAACCCACGAAUCAUUAGCCCAAGAAAUAGCAACCAUGAGAGAGCAAUUAAGUAAAGUCAGCCAAGCAAUUGAUAUCUAUGAAACAGUCGCCACUCGAAAUCUGAUCAGAGAGGAUAUUAAAUCCAAGGGAGAAACCAGCGAAAAGCAUGUUAAGCUUUUCAUGGAAACGGAUAGGUUGAUGAAGGCAGUGAGGGGACCUGUUGAUAUGGUAUUUUCCAAUUUCGAGAACUCAGUACAUUCAGGAACGUUAAGAGCUGUUUUGGAAAUGGGUAUAUUUGAUGCUUUACCGACGGAUGGUUCAUCGGCCAGUGCUACUUUAUUGGCGGAGAAAUUAGGGGUAGAGAAAGAAUUGCUUGUUCGAUUCAUGCGAGUCCUAACCGUCAUCGGUCCAUUCGCCGAGGUGGGAGUAGAGGAAUAUACACAUACACAAUAUUCAAUGGUAUAUCUUGCUCCGGAGCUCAAGGGAGUUUUUAAGUUAAUGUACGAUGAAUAUAAUCUCGCCAAUGCUCGGAUGUAUGCGUUCUUCCGCAAUAAUGGCUUUAAGAGUCCAGAAGAUCACUUCUUGAAUCCGUAUUGCUUCGCUCAUCAGACUGGCGAGAAAGAUAUGUGGGAGCAUAUCGGAGCGUUCCCAGAGCGAUUCCAGAACCUAAAUCUAGCCAUGAUUGCUCAAACCGUAGCCACAAAUUGGACUGUUGGAAUUUUUCCAUUCAAAGAUGAGCUCAAGGGAGUCAAAUCAGACGACGAGACCGUGCUGGUCGUAGAUAUAGGUGGUGGUAGUGGACAUGUGACGAAGCAGAUAAUGGGAUUCAUCGAGGAUAUUCCUGGAAAAGUGAUACUCCAGGAACGAGAAGAGUUGAUUGAUGCGAUUGGUCAUAUAAUACCAGAAGUCACUAUGAUGAAGUAUGACUUCUUCACGCCUCAACCUAUCCAAGGAGCUCCAAUAUACUACAUUCGUCGAUGUCUACACGACUGGCCCGAUAAUGAUUGUGUACGCAUUCUCAAGGUGAUUGCAGCAGCAAUGACGUCGGGAGUCUCGAAAUUGGUAAUCUCCGAAAUCGUUCUUCCACCAGUUGCUGCAGAUGUCGAAGCUGGUUGGAUGGACGUGACAAUGAUGGCUAUCAGCGGCCGUGAAAGAACGGAAAUGCAGUGGGUGAAUUUGCUGACUCUUUCGGGCUUGAAACUUCAAAAGAUUCAUCAUGGUCCUGGUACAAAUUAUGCCGCAGUCGAGGCAGUCCUGGCGUAA
Sclerotinia borealis F-4128 is the source of this 1254-nucleotide messenger RNA. The record is from the annotation of a GenBank genome assembly. Lineage: Eukaryota; Fungi; Ascomycota; Leotiomycetes; Helotiales; Sclerotiniaceae.